UUCCCCCCCCCAUCCCCCUCUCUCUUUCUCUCCCUCCCUCCCUCUUUUUCUUCCCUCGAAGUUGAAAGGCAGGAGCCACCACCAGCACUUUUCCUGCCUUCCUUACUCGUCGCGGAUGCAGCCGCUUCGUCUCUUCUGAGGAGCCAUAUUGUGCAUUUUCUCCCACUUUCCUCACCAUGGCGGGGGCAAUUAUCGAGAACAUGAGCACCAAAAAGUUGGUGAUAGUGGGAGUUAUACUGCUUUUGUUCCAGGCGUUCGCGUUCAUGGUCGGCGGGUUAAUUGCUCCUCGCCCUACCACGGCAGUCCACUACCUGGCUACCAAAUGUGUGGACACUGUCAAGCAUCGCCAGGAAGCAAAGUGGUUCAUGCCUUGGGGUCCCAACCAAUGUGACAAGAUCAGGACCUUUGAUGAGGCCAUGGCCAAGAGGAUUGAGGCCAACAAUAUUGUGUUUGCUGUCCACAUUCCUCUGCCUAACAAGGAGAUGAGCCCCUGGUUCCAAUUCAUGCUGGUUAUCUUGCAGUUUGACAUUGCAUUCAAGAUGUACAACCAGAUAGAGGAUGGAGCAAUGGUCACUGUUGACGUGGGUCUGGCCUACAGAGACGAUACAGUCAGUGAGUGGACCGAGAUGGCUCACUCUUUUGAACAACGGAAGCUCAACUGUAACUUCACUACUUCCAAGACGUUUGAGAAUGAGGGCCGUUACUACGAGUGUGACCUGUUGCCCUUCAUGGAGGUCGGUAGCGUGGCUCACAAGUACUAUCUCCUCAAUAUCCGUCUGCCCGUCAAUGAGCGCAAGAAGAUCAACGUUGGCAUUGGGGAAAUCAAAGAUAUUCGCUUGGUUGGAAUCCACCAAAAUGGAGGUUUCACUAAGGUUUGGUUUGCCAUGAAGACCUUCCUGACACCCAGCAUCCUCAUCAUCAUGAUCUGGUACUGGAGGCGCAUCACACUCAUGACCAGACCCCCUGUGUUGUUGGAGAAAGUGAUAUUUGCUCUGGGAAUCUCCAUGACGUUCAUCAAUAUCCCAGUGGAAUGGUUCUCGAUUGGCUUCAACUGGACCUGGAUGUUGCUUUUUGGUGACAUCCGACAAGGCAUUUUCUACUCCAUGUUGCUUUCCUUCUGGAUCAUCUUCUGUGGGGAGCACCUCAUGGACCAAACCGAGAGGAAUCGUUUCUCAGUGUAUUGGAAGCAAGUUGGGCCCAUUGUGUUUGGGUCUUUUUGUCUCUUUAUCUUUGACAUGUGUGAGAGAGGUGUCCAGUUGACAAACCCCUUCUAUAGCAUCUGGGCAUCUGAUGUUGGGACUGAUCUGGCUAUGGCUUUCAUAAUAGUGGCAGGAAUCUGUGCCUGCCUCUACUUUCUCUUCCUCUGCUUUAUGGUUUUCCAAGUCUUCCGCAACAUCAGCGGUAAGAGGACUUCACUACCCGCCAUGUCCAAGGCCAGACGCCUGCACUAUGAGGGUUUGAUUUUUAGGUUCAAGUUUCUCAUGUUGGUCACUUUGGCCUGUGCUGCCAUGACAGUCAUCUUCUUCAUCAUCAGUCAGGUGAAUGAGGGUCACUGGCACUGGGGGGAACACACCGUGCAAGUGAACAGCGCCUUUUUCACGGGCAUCUACGGAAUGUGGAACCUGUACGUAUUCGCCAUCAUGUUCUUGUAUGCCCCCUCUCACAAGCGAUAUGGAGAUGACCAAUCAAGUGGACAGUGCAUCACUGAGGAUAAAGAAUAUAUCUUUGAGAUGCCAUGGCGAACAGCGGGGAAGACAUCCAGCUAACAACAACCAUCACUCAUGUCGAUGGUCCCACUGAGAUCUACAAGAUGACUGGAAAAGAGGCCCAAGAGUAGACCCCUUACCGUCAUUGACACUGUCCCUUUAUUAUCUUCUUUCCAAAUACCGCAUUUUCCACUCAUAUUCUGUACAUAAGUUACAAGCUUUUCUCUUUAUAUACUGUACACAGCCUGACUGAAUGGUAAAAACCUCCACCUUCGGUAUGUUCCGAACUAUUGCCAAUGCUCACAAAACUUUAAGGAUCCGAACUUUUUGAGAGUAAUGUAAUUCGCACCAAUGUUGCUGUUUUUCCAAAAUUCCAAAUUCUCGUCAUUUUCAUUUCAUGAUGGAUACAUUUCGUACAUACUGUAUGAAAUUUUUACAUGUUGCACAACAGGUUUGACGACAAUUCAGGAACUUGAAAGUUGCUUCACAGACAAAUGUUUUGGUUCAAAAUGUUACAUUUCUCCUGUUUGUUGCUGCAGUUUAAUUGUUUGUAAGACCUAAGCUAGUGAUUGGAAAGGACAUGAUUUAUUUUAUGAAUGCAUUGCUGUCAUUAGGUCUAAUUUUCUGUCCUGUAAUAUUCAUAGUGAAGGCAUUAGAACAUGUCACUAAUCUCUUCCAUACACAGUACAUGACACUUUAAAAAAAAUUAUACCAUUGGGGAAAAUGUACAGACCAUGUAGCCUAUUUUUGUUUUUCCCAACUUCAAAACAAUGGAUCGAGCUCUACCAUGUUAAGAGUUUAGAAGUUGCCAGUAGCCUAUUAAAUAUCAUGUUUUUGUUCUUUGCUUUUUACUGUAAUUUAAAUAAAAGUACUUUUACUUAA
Messenger RNA from Syngnathoides biaculeatus (alligator pipefish), 2588 nucleotides. It is a transcript of the gene wls, whose product is annotated as Wnt ligand secretion mediator. The coding region runs from base 177 to 1766 and encodes 529 amino acids. Lineage: Eukaryota; Metazoa; Chordata; Actinopteri; Syngnathiformes; Syngnathidae. The transcript is spliced from 13 exons. Gene Ontology annotation, molecular function: Wnt-protein binding. The record is from RefSeq and is a predicted model, not a curated record. Gene Ontology annotation, cellular component: organelle membrane; endomembrane system. Gene Ontology annotation, biological process: intracellular protein transport; Wnt protein secretion; Wnt signaling pathway.